Molecule: messenger RNA, 2550 nt
Organism: Leguminivora glycinivorella
Lineage: Eukaryota; Metazoa; Arthropoda; Insecta; Lepidoptera; Tortricidae
Gene: Vps4
Product: vacuolar protein sorting-associated protein 4
Exons: 2
Coding region: 171-1487 (438 amino acids)
Biological process (GO): endosomal transport; vacuole organization
Molecular function (GO): ATP binding; ATP hydrolysis activity
Source: RefSeq, a predicted model, not a curated record
GGCAACAUUAAACGAUUGUGUCAUUUCAUUUUUCGUGACAAAUAAAAUAAAUCUUAUUUGGAAAUUUGGAUUUCUGUUUUCUUACAAAUUUACGCAUUAAUUAGUUUGCUGCAUUGUUUUAGAAGUGUUUGAGAAAAAGUGAGCCAUUUUGUCAAUGGUGAAAAAUUAACAUGGCUUCCUCAAACACUCUACAAAAAGCAAUAGAUCUUGUCACUAAAGCCACUGAAGAAGAUAAAAACAAAAACUAUGAAGAGGCCUUACGUCUUUAUGAACAUGGCGUCGAAUACUUCUUGCACGCCGUUAAAUAUGAGGCUCAAGGCGAACGGGCUAAGGAAAGUAUUAGAGCAAAAUGCCUUCAAUAUUUGGAUAGGGCUGAGAAGCUAAAAGAGUAUCUGAAGAAGGAUAAAAAGAAAAAGCCUGUGAAGGAUGGAGAGUCCAAGAGUGAAGAUAAAAAGAGUGACAGUGACAGUGACUCAGAUGAUCCUGAGAAAAAGAAAUUGCAGGGGAAGCUUGAGGGUGCUAUUGUUGUUGAGAAACCACAUGUUAAGUGGAGUGAUGUUGCUGGCCUUGAAGCGGCUAAAGAAGCCCUGAAGGAAGCUGUGAUCCUGCCUAUUAAAUUUCCCCACUUGUUUACAGGGAAAAGAAUACCUUGGAAGGGCAUUCUUCUUUUUGGGCCUCCUGGUACAGGUAAAUCUUAUCUAGCUAAAGCAGUUGCUACUGAAGCAAAUAAUUCUACAUUCUUUUCAGUUUCUUCAUCAGAUCUUGUCUCUAAAUGGCUGGGUGAGUCAGAGAAAUUGGUUAGAAACCUAUUUGAACUUGCUCGUCAACACAAGCCAAGUAUCAUAUUCAUUGAUGAAAUAGAUUCUCUAUGUUCAUCACGUUCUGACAACGAAUCUGAAUCUGCUAGGAGGAUUAAAACUGAAUUCCUUGUACAAAUGCAGGGUGUAGGUAAUGACAUGGACGGUAUUUUAGUUCUCGGCGCCACGAAUAUACCCUGGGUGCUUGAUGCCGCCAUUAGGCGACGUUUCGAGAAACGAAUUUAUAUUGCUCUACCAGAGGAACAUGCGCGAUUGGAUAUGUUUAAACUUCACCUAGGAAACACAAAACACAUGUUGACUGAGCAAGAUAUGAAAGUUCUGGCUGCGAAAACUGAUGGCUAUUCUGGAGCUGAUAUAAGUAUUGUAGUGAGAGACGCUUUAAUGCAGCCUGUCCGUAAAGUGCAAUCUGCAACCCAUUUCAAGAAAACUUCUGGGCCUAGUCCAAAGGAUCCUAAUGUCAUUGUGAAUGACCUUUUGACGCCAUGCUCUCCUGGUGAUCCUGGCGCUAUGGAGAUGACUUGGAUGGACGUACCUGGCGAAAAAUUGGGCGAACCUCCAGUUACUAUGUCUGACAUGCUUCGAUCGCUAGCAACGUCCAAGCCUACCGUCAAUGAUGACGACAUGGUCAAGUUGAAGAAGUUCAUGGAUGACUUUGGUCAGGAAGGUUAAUAAAAUAUUUGUAAUUAUUGAGCACUUAAAUAAUUUGUAUCACAUGUUGAAAUAAUUACUGUUAAGCUCCUGAAUGUAACUUGCAGAAUGUAUGAAUUUUAUUUUAUGCUUCACAUGAUGAACAGAAUUUAUGUUUUUUACUUUGUUGAUCAUCAAAGCAUAAUCUCAAUUCGAUUAUAAUCGCUAGCAAAUUUAGACUUGCAUUGCGACUAAUUCGCCACAAUUUACUUUCAAAUAAAAUACAGGGCCUUUUGUUUUGAGCAUGUCAAUAAUCUAUUUAUUUUACUAACAGAUGAUCAAGAUUGAAUUAUACAAUGUGCCUGUUUAAUACUAGUUUAGGAUACAAUCGUUACGAGAACCUUUGUAUUUUAUUUUCAUACUUUAAGUAUGUAGGCAUAAAAACGAAAUUUCAUGAAGUCGCUGGUUUUUAGUACGUAAUUUAUUAGUUGCUAGCGUUUAUUUGUUUUCGCUCGAUAUAAGGAGUUUCAAAAGCCGAUCUGAGAGUUCAUUACAUUGCACAUAAUAUAGAAAAUUAAAGCAAGAUAGAUAAGUAGUUGAAAUAUUAAUUUCAUCAAUUCAUCAUGUGCUCUUUAACAGCCCCAAGUUUUUAUAAUCUUCUGACACGAUGCAGCAUACUACGACCAUGCUAUUUUGGUAUUCUUGGCUUAUGCAUUGCUUGUAUCUUAAGACCUAUCCAUAAUUGUUGAACAAAUAAACAGCUGCAAGGUUUUUUAGCACUGUUCUGUAUAUAAAAUUGUUCUUAUUUUAAAGAAGGCCUAUAGCAAACAAAAUAAUCUUCAAAAAGGGAGUUUGGUCGUAGGUCCCUUUUCGUGUGUAGGGUUCAGUAGUGAUAUUGAGACCUUACUUUUAUUUGAUAUGUAUCCUGUGAUGUCAUUUGUUGAUCGUAAUAUUCGUAAUGCUUAGAAAGUCGAGAGCUUCACGUUUUUCUCAUUAUAACGAGUUAAUUAGGUACCUUAUAUUAUUCUUAUGUGAAAUGUACUUUCCUCUUUUAUUUUUGUAAUAAUAUUGUUAAGAGAGUAUAAAUAAAUAUUAUUAACGAAAA